Messenger RNA from Alnus glutinosa, 1283 nucleotides. RefSeq names its product putative transcription factor bHLH086. The coding region runs from base 134 to 1003 and encodes 289 amino acids. Gene Ontology annotation, molecular function: protein dimerization activity; RNA polymerase II cis-regulatory region sequence-specific DNA binding; DNA-binding transcription factor activity, RNA polymerase II-specific. Lineage: Eukaryota; Viridiplantae; Streptophyta; Magnoliopsida; Fagales; Betulaceae. The transcript is spliced from 5 exons. Gene Ontology annotation, biological process: regulation of transcription by RNA polymerase II. Gene Ontology annotation, cellular component: nucleus. The record is from RefSeq and is a predicted model, not a curated record.
UUCUAUCACCAUUAAUAUAAUACGUAUUCGUUUAAGUCUCUACAAAUAGGCCCUCCCUAAAGCUCUUACUCAGUCAUGAUCUGCUAGAACUAACUAGCUAGCUAGCUAUAGCUCCAAUUAUUAUACUCUCUCCAUGGAACUAAUUUCCUCGCCAGGACAUUAUUCUGUCGACGUUGAUGAAUUUAACAAGGCAAUCCUUGGAGAAGAAACCUGCUUAGAAGGUGGGGUUUUCGGUCCAAGCUUGCUUAGGACUACCGCAAAUUAUCAUCAGCCUGAACAAGCUAGCGCUCAAUAUUCCUCAAUAGACUUCAAAAGCGGGUACGCUAAUAUCAUGCAUACUUGUGAAUCUUUACUUAGCUUUGAGCAAAGUGAACAACAGGCUUCUCAGAAUAGUUUCUCCAAAAUCAAUAAUCAUAAAGCUGCUGAGUCGUACUCAAUGUGGGAGGGUAAUCCACGGCUCUUGGAGGAGCUCAGUUGUUUUCAGACAGCCAGCAAUUACAGCUCCAUUACCAAUACCACAACAAAAGACAGCCAACAGGGAGAUCAUGGUACAUAUGGAUGGUUAUACUCUGAAGCAACUGUGGUUGCUGACAGCAUCCAGGAUUCUGGAACACAUCAAACAUUCUUCAAUAAGCGUGCCCAUAUGGGAGAGAGCAUGCCAGCUCUAAAGAAGCAAUUUACCACUGCAAAUAAGAAGCCCAAGCCAAAGUCAGUCAGUUCGCCAAAGGACCCGCAAAGUAUUGCAGCCAAGAAUCGGAGAGAGCGGAUUAGCGAGCGGCUUAAGACACUGCAGGAACUUGUACCUAAUGGUUCCAAGGCUGAUCUGGUUACGAUGUUAGACAAAGCCAUUAGUUAUGUCAAGUUUCUUCAACUGCAAGUAAAGGUGUUGGCAACAGAUGAAUUUUGGCCUGCUCAAGGUGGGAAAGCUCCUGAUAUUUCUCAAGUAAAGGAAGCAAUUGAUGCCAUUCUCUCCUCUCAGAGAGACAGGAACUCGAGCUCAUGAAAGCUAUGGUUAAAAUAAGAAAAUAAAGAUCGAAGAAGAGUCAGAAUACAGUAAUAAAAUCCAAGGAUAACGUCUUUGUUUUGGAAGUUAGCACUCGAGGUCUAGUAAAAGAUCAGAUAUAUUACUUGGUAGAUAACAUUUUUUUUUUUCUGCUAUUUUUGAAGCUCUUGUAAUCACAUUUCUAAGAAAUGCUUAUUUCGACUAGGUUUCUUCUUCCUUUAUUCAUAUUUCAUUUUUUUUCUUCUCUUAAGUCUCUUUUCAUCACAACUUCGAGGUCUUA